Hirundo rustica (Barn swallow) is the source of this 2638-nucleotide messenger RNA. RefSeq names its product dynein axonemal intermediate chain 3 (gene DNAI3). Gene Ontology annotation, biological process: cilium movement involved in cell motility; inner dynein arm assembly. Gene Ontology annotation, molecular function: dynein heavy chain binding; dynein light chain binding. The record is from RefSeq and is a predicted model, not a curated record. Gene Ontology annotation, cellular component: inner dynein arm. NCBI's taxonomy places the organism in Eukaryota, Metazoa, Chordata, Aves, Passeriformes, Hirundinidae. The transcript has 22 exons. Bases 44 to 2638 code for a protein of 864 amino acids.
CGCGCCGGGCCGGGGCCGCGGCCGCGCAGAGAAAUCUGAAAAAAUGUCAGAAAAUCUCAAAUCCAGCAAGACCACCUUGAAAGGUCCGAAAACAACACCAAAGAAACAAAAAGGUAAAAAGGAUGAAGUUGAUCUUUCUAUGGCCAGUAUUGGCCACCCAGAAAUCUUUCCUUUGCUUUUGACUGCAAAGACCCAAGAAAUUUUCAAUUGCCGAUCUGAUGAAGAUGUCACAGAAGAAAAUUGUUUCAAGUGUAUUAAAAAAGAGGACAUAAUUCAAGACCUGAAAACAAGAGCUAAAACUUCUGAUUUCCACCCUCUCAAAAAAGUUAUCCUAGAAUAUCCAGGGGAAGAACUCUUGCUAGUUUUUGAUCCAAACUUCCAGUAUGGACAGAACUUUUACAUUGUUGCUUCUGAAGAAGCCAAGGAAAACCUUCUAAAGUCUUUAGCAACUGAGGAAGAAAGAGAAGAAACAGAAGAAAAUAGAGAGGAAACUCUGGAAGUCCACAAACCCUGGGUUUCCCUUGGCAGCGAAAAGGAAGUUGAAGAAGAAUCUGUUAAAGAAAGGGAUGCAAAGAUUAAGUACAAGAUCUCCCGAGUUCGCAGGAAGUUUGGUGCACCAAUUACAUUUACUAACAAGAACGCUUCUGAUGACAAAGACAGCUAUGCUGAAUGCACGGCCUACAAAGACGAUACUUUCAGUAUUAAAAUGCUUGAAAGGGAUGUGGGGGUGCAAAUGGUUCCAAAACUAAGAGAAACUAGUACUCAGACAAAAUGGACCUAUCCAAAAAACGCAUCCACGCAGUAUUUUCCUAGGGAGUUGUCAGAUGAAGCAAAAGCAGAGAAUCUGUCAUCUGAGACGCUGAAAGAUUUUCUUACAACAGUACAUUUAAGAAUGGAAAUUGCAUUGCAGCAAAAUGAAAUUAUGAACGUUUUUUUUGAUGACUGGAAGGCCCUAGCAGAAGACCAAGAAGAAGACAAGCCAGAUGUUUAUCUUAAAGCAUACCAAUCAUUUACAGAUGUGCAGUAUCUCAGGAACAGAACCAUUAGCUGUGUUCGCUGGCAUCCAACCAUUUAUGGGAUUAUAGCACUGUCAGCAAGCGAGCAGCCUUUGUAUGAAGAGCAAGUUAACCUUUCUAAUAAAUCAUUGCUACACCAGUCAGUUAUACUUCUCUUGAGUUUUUUUGACCCUAUCUGCCUCCAGUUGGUGUUGAAAGCUCCUGAAGAUAUUUACUGCUUUCAGUUCAGUCCAAGUGAUCCAAAUAUCAUUGCUGGUGGCUGUGUUGAUGGACAGGUUGUACUGUGGGAUAUUUCUAAACAUGAAGAAAAGUUGCUAAGUGCAAGACCCGUUGCUGAUGAAAUCAUUGACUCGUCAGAGGAUGAGCCAAGAGCAGCAGCAGAGCUAUUACCUAUGCAAAUCCAGCAGAGUAACACAGAGCCACCUCUAGUGAGACACUGUGCAGCCUCUUCCACUCCAUAUAGUCAUACAAGGCAUGUAACAGAUGUACAUUGGCUCCCAGGUAACUCUGAGGACAACCAAAAGGGUGGUACUUCUGAAAGAAAUGAAAACUACCUGCAGCUUGUAACCUGCUCCCCUGAUUGCUCAGUAUUAUUUUGGGAUAUUCCAUCCAUUGAACAUCGUGAAAAAUUUUUAUAUGAGAAAAUAAAGGAGGAGAAAAGAUCUCACAUGCCCCCCGAUGUUCCAGAUACUGAUGUGGAUUUAGAUCUCUCCUGGAAACCUCUCAUAAAGAUAAAUCUGCGUGAAAGGGAUACCAACACAGAGUAUGGUCCCACCAGAAUUAGUUUAAGGGAACUGCAGUAUCGUUACAACCCCCCAGGGAAAGCAAAAUCUCUGAGUGCACUAAGAGCACCCAUCAAAGAGAGGCCAUAUACAGAGAUAAGUGCUUCUUCAAGCAAAAAUUUGGUAGUGCUACAGAAUAUAUCCACAGACUUUUUUGCUGGAAAUGAAGAUGGAGAAAUUGUUUAUUCUAAGUGGAAAAAGAAAAUUGAUACUAAUUCAGCAAAACCAGUUAUUCAGAAGUACUCCCAGAAAUACGCCCUCCACACCGAAACUAUCAACACUCUCCAGAAAUCUCCAUUUUUUAAAGACAUCUUUCUAAGCAUUGGAGGCCAGAAGUUUGCCAUUUGGAAAGAAGGAGUUACAAAUGGACCAAUCCUUCAGUCAAGCUGCUCUGCAGGAAGAUACACUGCGGGACAAUGGUCCUUAACAAGACCAGGAGUUUUCUUCAUUGGCAGAGACAAUGGAAAUAUAGAUAUUUGGGACUUACUGAAGAAAACUCAUGAGCCAUCUCAUUUCCAGAACAUCUCCAAAUCAAUCAUCACUUUCAUCAGCCCCUCCAGUGCCUCAGCAGAGCAGCAUUUUCUGGCUGUUUCUGACAAUCUUGGAGUUCUGCAUAUUUUGGAAAUCUGUCAUACACUAUGUCACCCUUCGAGUAAUGAGCAUGCCAACAUACUUGAUUACUUUGAAAGAGAAGCCAAAUAUCUGAACUACUGUGAACAGGAGUUUAAAGAGUAUCAAAAGUUUCAAGCCAAAACAGAAUUGAAAUGCAGCUGGAGACAGAGAAAACAGUACGUUAUACUUGGAAUUGAGAAAAUUUUCUAUGUUUCUUUGUAUCUUUAA